Messenger RNA from Gasterosteus aculeatus aculeatus (three-spined stickleback), 839 nucleotides. Lineage: Eukaryota; Metazoa; Chordata; Actinopteri; Perciformes; Gasterosteidae. The record is from RefSeq and is a predicted model, not a curated record.
CUUUGGAUAAAAGCAUCAGCUAAAUGACACGUAAUGUAAUGUAAGGAGCUCCCUACCUAGAAUGUCUUUGUUUUCAUUCUUCAAUUGUAGAUCGAUAUGUCGUAAUCGGCGCUCAGAGGGAUGCAUGGGGGGCGUGUUUUGCUACGUCGACCGUCGGCACCAGCCUCCUCGUGGAGUUGGCCCGUUCCGUCUCGGACAUGGUGAAGAAUGAUGGUUUCAAACCAAGGAGAAGCAUCGUGUUCGCUAGUUGGAGUGCUGGGGAAUAUGGGAGUGUUGGCGCCACCGAGUGGUUGGAGGUGAAAUAUCCAGACAGUUCUUCGACACUCUACUCCCAAUUUGCAAAGAGGAGCUUGGAGCCGAAUGUAUUGGAGCCUUUUAAGCUGGAUGAUGCUGCUUAUCCUUUCCUCGCUUUCUCUGGCAUCCCCUCGGUCUCAUUUGGAUUCACCUCUGGUAACUUGGAAUACCCGUACUUUGGCACAGAGCUGGACACCAGGGAGAAACUGAACGUGGCUGCGGGCAAUCAGGUUCCUCAGCUGGCAGAAACGGCGGCUCGGUUCGCAGGUCACAUGGUGUUGAGGCUGGUCCAUGAUCACCUGCUGCGUAUGGACGUGAUGAAGUACAACAAUAUUAUCCGCAACCAUGUUGUCUAGACCAACACCAAAGUCUAUUCUGUUAAGAGGAUGCAGCCCCAGCUGUUGCCCAAGGCCUUGACUGUGCAGUGGUUAAUCUCGGCCUCCGGCUCCUACGGACGCGUGGCUCAGUGGCUGGUGACGGACAUGCAGAACAGUGACCUGGAGGACAUUGAGAUGUGUCGCAUCAUUAAUGACCGCAUAAUGGCG